GACACGUCCAACGUCAAGCGACGUCAACUUCCAGGUCAACUCCACCCCCACCACUAUGCCCCGCUCGAUGACGCCGGAGGAGUACCAGGAGCUCGGCCGGCGCUACUACAAGCUCAAGCAGUUCGACAAGGCGCUGCAAACAUUCAACGAGGCCAUCGACGCGUCGCCCACGCUCAGCCUGUACGACCACCGCGCGGCAUGCCACGACAAGCUUGGAGAGCACAAGGCGGCCGUGGAGGAUGGGCGUACAAUGAUCAAGCUGGACAAGCAGAACGUCAGGGGGUAUUUGCGCACGGCCAGCAUAUUGGAGAAGAUGGAGCUGCCGGAGCGGGCACUGGGCAUCUACAAGUACGGCAUGAAGCAUGUGCCGGUUGAGGACGAGAACUUCAAGCUCCUCCAGCAGCUCCACGACAGGCUCACCCGCACGCUCUCGCCGGCCAAAGCGGUCGACCCCUUCACCGUGCUGCCCGUCGAGGUGGCCGAGAUGGUGCUCGAAUACCUCGCCUUCCACCAGAUGGUCGGCUGCAUGCGCGUCAGCAGGGGAUGGCGCGACUACCUGCAGAAGCUGCCGCGUCAAUGGCGCCAUCUCGACCUGUCGGCCGCCCGCCGCCCUGUCUCGCGCAGAUUCGUCGACAGCGCCGUGCGCCGCUCGCAGUACCGCCUCGAGCGCCUCACGCUGCACCGCUUCCGGCACAUGGACGUCGUGCAGAACGUGGCGCGAGCCUGCAAGAACCUGACGGAGCUGACCAUCUGGACCCUGCCCCCGCACACCGCGCAGUCGCUGGUCGCCAUCGUCCAGGCGUGCCCGAGCCUGCAGAAGCUCGUGGUCCACGCCGAUACCACCGCCGACACGGCCUCGCAGAUCUUCGACCACGGCAAACACCUCUCCCACAUCGAGCUCCACGCGUUCCAGCAGUUCCAGCGCGCGCCCCACUGGGCCGGCCCGUUCCCGCGCCUCACGCACCUCCGCCUCGUCUCGUCGCAGCCGCACACCAACCUCAACGCCCUCGUCGCCCAGACCCCCGCCCUGCACUCCCUCGUGCUCAGCAACCCCUACGAUGCGCGUCUCGACCUCGCCCACCUCCCGCUGACAACCCUCGUCCUGCACAGCACCCAGUUCCUCGCCCGCCCCUCCUUCCCCCCGACACUGACCCGCCUCACCCUCGACCUCCCGCCGCCCUCGGGCCUGACGACGUGGGACCUCGGCGCCCCCGCGCUGCCGCACCUCACGCACCUCACGCUUACCAACGCGGCCGCGCUCGACGCGACCUUCUUCCCCGCGCUGCUCGACGCACACGUCCCGCCUGGCUCCACGGUCCCUGUCCCCGUGCACGGCGCCCCGCUAACACACCUCUCCCUCUCCGGUACCCUGGCCCCGGGCACCCCGCUCCUCGGCCCCAGAGGCCUGCUGAGUUCUUCCCCGCGCCUGCUCACACCGCACCUCACCUCGCUGACCCUCCUCGACCUACCCGCCACCGACGACGACGUAGACGCGCUGCUCACACAUCCGCUGUCUGCGCUCCAAGAAAUCAAUGUCUCGGGCUCCCGCGUGUCGGGCGCAGGGGUCAAGGCGCUGGUUGAGGGACUCAAGGGGCUAAAUAGGGUGUGUGUUGGGAGUGCGGUGCGGGGGAGGGAGGUUGUGGAGUGGGCUAGGGGAAGGGGGGUGGGUGUUGUGCUUGGGGGGGAGGGGGAGGGGAGGGGUGGGCGGAGGGUUAGGGGGUGA
Boeremia exigua is the source of this 1723-nucleotide messenger RNA. RefSeq lists its product as uncharacterized. Bases 56 to 1723 code for a protein of 555 amino acids. Gene Ontology annotation, molecular function: Hsp90 protein binding. The record is from RefSeq and is a predicted model, not a curated record. Lineage: Eukaryota; Fungi; Ascomycota; Dothideomycetes; Pleosporales; Didymellaceae. The transcript has 2 exons.